Aricia agestis (brown argus) is the source of this 939-nucleotide messenger RNA. Its product is annotated as cuticle protein 18.6-like. The transcript is spliced from 6 exons. The record is from RefSeq and is a predicted model, not a curated record. Bases 1 to 918 code for a protein of 305 amino acids. Gene Ontology annotation, cellular component: extracellular matrix. NCBI's taxonomy places the organism in Eukaryota, Metazoa, Arthropoda, Insecta, Lepidoptera, Lycaenidae.
AUGCUCAGCAAAAUCUUCACUUUCGGUGCUAUGUUGGCCGCAGCCAACGCCGGGCUUCUAGGCGGGCACGGCCACGCCGUCUCCUCACAGAGCAUCGUCCGCCACGACGCCGGCCACUACGCCGCGCCGCUGGCCUACGACGCACACACCGUGCCGCUGGCCUACGCCGCCCACGCCGCCCCCCUGGCGUACGCCCCUUCUGCCCACUACGCCGCCCACGAUGAGUACGCUCACCCCAAGUACGACUACUCGUACUCCGUGGCGGACCCCCACACCGGCGACCACAAGUCGCAGCACGAGACCAGAGACGGCGACGCCGUGCACGGCUCCUACUCGCUGCUGCAGCCCGACGGCUCCGUGCGCAGCGUGCACUACACCGCCGAUGACCACCACGGAUUCAACGCCGUCGUGGAGAACUCCGCCCCCGCUGUCCAUCCUCACCACGCCCCUGCCUACCAUCAUUAUAUCGUGAUCCUCGGUGCUCUAGUGUCUAUGGCCAGCGCGGGCUACUAUCACGGGCCGGCGCUGUCUUCGCAGAGUAUAGUCCACCAUGAUGGCCACGGGCUUGGCCACUUCGCCGCCCCCGCCUACUACGCCGCGCCGCUCGUUCACGCCGCUCCCCUCGCUCACUACGCCGCACCCCUCGCUUACGGCGCCCACUACGAUGGACAUGACGAAUAUGCCUACCCCAAAUAUGACUUUGCUUACUCCGUGGCGGACCCCCACACCGGCGACCACAAGUCGCAGCACGAGACCAGAGACGGCGACGCCGUGCACGGCUCCUACUCGCUGCUGCAGCCCGACGGCUCCGUGCGCACUGUCGACUACACCGCUGAUGAUCAUAAUGGAUUCAACGCGUUAGUCCACAACUCAGCGCCAUCCAUCCAUCCCGAACCCUAUCACGGAUACGGAUAUUAAUUGAUCAUCACAAUAUCAAAA